GCUAGCUCAUAAAAUGGAAGGAAAUUCAAAAAUGUCUGACCGAUAAUUUUGAACUAUUUUGUUACUAAAUAGUUACAUCAGCCAUGGAUUUUGAAAAAGUAGACAAAGAAAAUGUGUCUUCAGAUAUCAGUUCAUGUUCUGGAUCGAUAUUGUCAGAAUCUGCAAAGGCACCUACUAUCCAGGACUUCACUAUUUUAAAGCCUAUCAGUCGAGGAGCUUUCGGGAAAGUGUUCCUUGGCCACAAAGAGGGAAGGAGUAACAAGUUAUAUGCAAUCAAAGUCAUGCGGAAGGCAGAUAUGGUGAAUAAGAAUAUGACUCAUCAAGUGAUAGCAGAGAGGGAUGCCUUGGCUCUGACCAAAAGUCCUUUUGUAGUACAUCUCUAUUACUGUCUUCAGUCCAAACAGAAUGUUUAUCUAGUCAUGGAGUAUAUGAUAGGUGGCGAUGUAAAGUCUUUAUUAGCCAUAUAUGGAUAUUUUGAGCUUGAGAUGGCGGUGCUAUAUACAGCUGAGGUGAUCCUGGCGCUAGAAUACCUUCAUAAACACGGAAUAAUACACAGAGACUUGAAGCCUGACAAUAUGUUGAUAUCGGACAAAGGUCAUAUAAAACUGACAGACUUUGGACUAUCCCAAACCAAUCUACAAUCCCAACUAGGAGUUAGUGACGUUCAGAAUACGCCUACUGCAGCUAAGGCCAAGUCUGAUUACUUCCGUACUCCAGGACAAAUCCUCUCUCUCACCAGCUCACUGGCUUUUAGUAUUGCUGCAUCAAAGAAACGUCCACCAAUUCGUCAUAGCCCACGUACCCCCAGGUCUCACAUGGAUGGUAUUAAGCGACAUACUCCUAAGACAGUAGGCUUUGAGACACCCCCACCGAUCAACAACCUCACCCCCACGCUACAGGACUCACUCAACUACUCUAGCGGAGGAUCGUUUAUUGGUAACUGCUCAUACAAACCUACCCAGAAUGCAACAGGAGAAUCGAGUGAGUUAAGCUCCAUCUAUCGGAAAGUUGGCAUCUCCAAGGCGUCAAUCUAUGAUUCCUCACCCAGCAUGGAGCAGAGCAGUCGAGUUAGUGAGAGACGUAAAGAUUCCCUCGUAACUCUAUUUAACUCUAAAUUGAACUCACGGUCUCCAUCGAUACCAUGGAGUGAUGAUGUCAUUAAAUUUCGGCAAGAUGCAAGGACACAUAUGGAAACUGUCGAGGAGGGGGAGGGUCAUAUUGCAAAUGAUGAAGAUGACACUCCACAUUUAUUCCGCAGCAAAAACGCAAUAUCACAAUCUUUCGCUGCGAAGAAUUUGAAGAGCCUACGAGAGGGUUUUGUCCCUGAUGAUUGCUCAUAUGAUGAAGUUGACAAAGCGCAUUUUCGGGAACCUUUAAAAUCUAUAGAGAAUCAACUUCCAUUCUCAGGCAAAUCAAUGAAAUCAAACAAUGCAGUUCUUCAGAAUAGUUUAGGGGUUAGAAAGCGAUCAUUUGAUUGUGUCGAUAAAAGUCCAUUAUCAAAAGGAUUAUUACGUCAAUUGCAAUCUAAAACUGGCAUGACAUCUGAAUUUGCAUCAUUGGGUGUUUAUGGAGAUGAACAUCGACUGAAACGUUCAAACUCUCUCAAGUCAGUGACAGAGCAUGAUAUGCGACGGUUAUCCACAUCAACGCAGAUUUCGACAGUCCUAGGACGUAAUCAUACAUUUGGUGAUUUUAGCGAGUUGUCAUCGGUUGAGAACCCUAGAAUGGACAGUCAUAUUUCAGGUGCUGGGUAUCUGCCCGAUUUCUCAAAUAUCGAGUCAUUUGAUUAUUCAGCUAGCCCUGUGUUCUUCUCACAUAGGAAGUCCCCGUCAAUGGAGUUGAAUUCUGGGAGUUUAAGCGAAUUGAAGAGCUCCGAUGAAUUGAGAAUUGAAGUAUCGCCAGUGACUCAUAUAUCAGAAACAAAGUUAUCUAGUCCAGGAUCAGCAAGUUUAGAUUCACCAAAAGAUGGCACUGAAGAGCCAGUUCUUGAUGUUUCGCAUCUGUCUCCCAUAGCAACAACUGACCCAAGCAUCAGUAGCCCCAUCUAUCAUUCGAAAUCAAAUGUCUCAUUUCAUAUUGAGAGUGAUUCUGAUACGAGCGAAGAUGAGCUGAAUUUAAGUGAUAUUGUUCCAUUUGCGUCAUACACAAACAUUGACCGGAGAAGCAACCUUGGAGAUACCUCUAAUGACGAUCAUUCUAAAUCACAUGAGGAACAUUCAGUUGAAAAAUCAGAAUGUUCUAAAGUAUCGAUAUCAAUCGAUUAUGCCACGCCUCAAAAAGUUAACCAAUCAGAUGUGAUGAUGUGCAGUCCUGAUUUAUCGCAAAACAAAUCACGCUCACUUUCCCUACCAACAAACAAUGGCUCGCAUUUAUACAUACCUCGUAACAGUUCAAACCCUAGCAAUAUAGAACCCCAGUCUACAGCCCUAUCCCGUGGCUUAUUCAGUAGUAGCACAAACACUAACAAUGAGAAGAAUCCAGGAUUGGUUGAUGGAAGUGUGAUAUCAGAUACGCCAUUGCAGUCUAUGAAUACAUCACUGAACACAACAGGAUCUGAUGUUGAACACAGUAUGCAGGAGCUCUCUAUUGAAGAAAAGAGUGAUCCACUCAAAACUCCAGGACAGCUUAAAUCUCCCCUUGAUAGUCCACCUGGAGUUCGCACCCACCCAUUGGUAAAACCCCUUAUUAAAAACACCCGCUUUAAAAGCGUCACGUCAGAUUCAAGCUUUGGCAGUGAGGGGCUUGGGUGUGGUCUUUGUAGGACACCCUUGCCUAGAGGCUUACCGGGACUAGGCAUCAUGACACCAGCUGCCAGGACUCCUGCUGGGUUAAAUGCCGCCAACACCCCAUUUAGAACGCCAAAAAGUGUACGUCGUGGUCCUGCUCCUGAGAAAGAAGAUGACAAGAGGAUUCUGGGUACUCCAGAUUAUUUGGCUCCGGAGCUACUGCUACAAAAAGACCAUGGUCCUGAAGUAGAUUGGUGGUCUCUUGGCGUGUGUUUGUACGAGUUCCUCACUGGAAUACCCCCAUUUAAUGACCAGACCCCUGAGCUGGUUUUCCAGAACAUUCUCAAUAGGGG
Owenia fusiformis is the source of this 3079-nucleotide messenger RNA. The record is from the annotation of a GenBank genome assembly. NCBI's taxonomy places the organism in Eukaryota, Metazoa, Annelida, Polychaeta, Sabellida, Oweniidae.